AUGGCUUCAAUGUAUAACACAGGUCGUCUUCUGCGUUUCUCUAAACUUCGUCUUCCUUCUCUAACCUCGAGCAUCUUCCCCAAAUCUUCUCCUGUUUCUGCUUCCAUGGAUGCUUCGAAUCUCAAUUCUUCUUCUUCCAGCAAACCUUCCUUCUCUUCUUUCGCUCAGUCUAGCAGCGGCGGUAGAGGAAGAGGAUAUGAGAGAGAUAACGACCGACGGAGACCUCAGGGCCGCGGCGGCGGAGGAGGAGGCGGUAAAGAUAAAAUCGAUGCGCUUGGACGACUCUUGACGAGAAUCUUGAGACACAUGGCUACAGAGCUGAGAUUGAGCAUGAGAGGUGAUGGGUUUGUCAAAGUUGAAGACUUGCUUAAGCUGAAUUUGAAAACAACUGCAAACCUUCAGCUGAAGUCACACACGAUUGAUGAAAUCAGAGAGGCAGUGAGAAGAGACAAUAAGCAACGUUUUAGCCUCAUUGAAGAGAAUGGAGAGUUCUUGAUUCGCGCAAACCAAGGCCAUUCAAUUACGACGGUUGAGUCCGAGAAGUUACUGAAACCAAUAUUAUCACCGGAAGAAGCUCCAGUGUGUGUACAUGGAACUUAUAAGAAGAAUUUGGAAUCGAUCUUAGCGUCAGGGUUAAAGCGAAUGAAUAGACUGCAUGUUCACUUCUCUUGUGGCUUACCAACAGAUGGUCAAGUGAUAAGUGGCAUGCGAAGAGAUGUAAAUGUUCUAAUCUUCCUCGACAUCAAGAAAGCUCUCCAAGAUGGGAUUGCGUUCUACGUUUCAGAGAAUAAGGUGAUUUUGACAGAAGGCGUUGAUGGGGUAGUGCCUGUUGAUUACUUCCAGAAGAUCGAUGCUCAAUUCGUGCUUCUUCUAGCUGAGAACGAAAACCGUAAGCUCAAAUCCGAUUCUGUAACCAUGAGUCGCUCAGGGCAGCCUCCGGAUCUUAAAAAGUACAUGGAUAAGAAACUCCAAAUCAAGCUUAAUGCCAACAGAAUGGUUGAAGGAACUCUACGUGGGUUUGAUCAGUUCAUGAACCUUGUCGUUGAUAACACCGUGGAAGUGAGCGGUAAUGACAAAACAGACAUCGGAAUGGUGGUGAUUAGAGGAAACAGCAUUGUCACUGUUGAAGCUCUCGAACCAGUAGGCAGAUCUUCUUAA
Messenger RNA from Microthlaspi erraticum, 1158 nucleotides. NCBI's taxonomy places the organism in Eukaryota, Viridiplantae, Streptophyta, Magnoliopsida, Brassicales, Brassicaceae. The record is from the annotation of a GenBank genome assembly.